GCUGCUGGACCACAUCUCUGAGGGAAGCAAGGAGGGUCAGGAGGGGAAGAGGAGUGAAAGGAGUGAGGAAGGCCGGAGGAGGAGAGUACAGAAGUCAGACGGUGGUGGACAGAGAGGGAGGGAGAGAGAGAGAGAGAGAGAGAGAGACUCGGAGGUGCAGUUUCUUGCUGCUGAAGGGAAAAAGCAGAAGUUUGGAAGCAGAAAUGGGACCGGCCGCCACCUCGCUCGCUCUGCUGUGUUUGUGCUCUCUGGGUGUGUGUGUUCCUACUGGGACGGCCGACGCUGCACCGACACAGGCACUUGUGUCAGAGGUGAAGAAGACGAGGGGCGAUGUUCCGGACAUUCUUCCAGAGCCUGAACCAGAACCGACCAACCCGGUGUCAGACUUUGAGAACUCAUACAACUACGUCUUGUCCAGACUAGCAGGUAUGGACCAGGCAAUCCAUAAGCUGAAUGUUGGUCACUACACCCUGGAUGUUAAAGUCAGCCAGCUGAUGGACCGUCUGUCCAGGAUGGAUUCUAAAGUCGGGGAGCUGGAGGACAGCAUCCGGGAGGUCUAUCAGCACAGCAAGGACAACCGCAAGGAGAUGGGAAGACUGGAAGGUUGCCAGAAGGGACGCAGGGUGGGAUACAAAUGUUAUCUGGUCUACAAUAGCUACGAGGACUACGCCGGAGCGUCCAGGAAGUGCAUGGAGCGUGGCGGCCGCAUGGCGAUGCCCCGCGACCGCAAAGAGCAGGAGGCGCUGGCCGACUACGUCAAAUCCUUCUUCCACCCGGGGAACUGGCCCGUCUGGCUGGGCAUUAACGACCUGCGAUCUGACGGCAUGUACGUCUUCGAGGACGGGACGCGGGUCUCAUACUUCCAGUGGCGCAAGCACUUCCUGUCCAGCCAGCCGGACGGAGGGAGGCGAGAGAACUGUGUGGCGAUGUCGUCGGACGACGGCGACUGGUGGGACCACUACUGCGAUCGGGCCAUGAACUAUCUGUGCGAGUUUGACGACAGAGUGGCACUUUAAAAAAAUGAACUCUUUGCAAAAUAGCUGUACUCUCUCACUGCCUUACUACUACCUUACACUUUAUAUUUUUAAAUAACUUAUUUGGCUUUAAAGACACUUUCCUCAACCUAAAGAAUAGAAAGUUUCAUCUUGUCACCUCUGACCUGCUGUGAUGUCACCGUGUACCGACACACCCUGGAGUACACGUCUACAUCACUGCAGGAAGGUGAAAGGUCAAACCACCGGAGGUCAGCAAAAACAAGAUUUUCAGGGUUUAAGUUCCUCUUUAAAGUACAGACAUGAGACUAACCGUGUUCAUUUCUACAUAGAGUAGAAACUUUUUUAAUACAAAUAUCUGUUAGGAUUUAAUUUCAGUUGGACCAGAAUUGUUUACAGCAUGAUAAAAAAAACAUUUAAAUAGAAUGUUAGGUUUUUACAAUGAAAUAUAUAUUUUUAAAUGCGCACAAAUUAUUACUCUGCUAUUUAUCUUGAUUAGGGAGGAUUAUUGAUGCAGCUGCAGUGAUAUGAAUGUAAGCCAGUCAGGACUCAGCUGUGAUUUCACACUUGGAAUUCAAAAUAUUUGUUCAAGUCUCCAAAAAAGGGAAAUGAAAAGCCGGGAGGCACGUCUGGAAGACUCAGCACGCGUCGGACCUCCUGAAGAUAUAAAUCAGCGUGUAUUUGGGUUUAACAGGAAUUAAGCAACACUUCUCUUAUACUUCUGAUCUGAUGAAACUGUUGUUUGAACAAAGUCUGGGUGCCACUUUCCUGUUAAUCUGCUGAUUCCUCAACAUAUCUGGCCAGUGCAGACCAGCGUUUCGAUCUCAUUGCUGAGUCCGCUUUAACUCUCCCAUUAUAUAAAAACGAGAAAACUGUAAAUAAAAGGCUGAAUGUAAAUGUUUUUCACAAAUCUUUACUAAAGACUGACACAGUUUACAGCAUCAUUUUCUGAAAAAAAAAUGUUCAAAAGGGUAAAACAAUGAUUUGCAACGAUGAUUUUUUUGAUACUGGUGCUGAUAAUAAAAUGAUACCUUUUUGAUAUCUUACUUUUUUUUUCCAAGGACUCCUCUUUCAUUCAGUUAGAUGUUGUCUAAAUACCUGCAACCGUACAAGAACUUUGUCUAAAAAUUGGCUAAAUUGUGAUUUAAAUCAGGAUCAAUCUAACCAGAUGUUCGAUUACAAUUUGAUACUCGAUGUUCUUCUUCUACUUGAUCGGUAACAAAAAGGCAUUUAAAGGUUCAAAGAUCAAAUCUAUAGCAGAGCAGCAAUAUCUUUGUACUGUAAAAAUCCUAAAGUACAGUCUACAAACCAACCUGCAUUAAAAACAGAGGACGCAGCAGCAAAGAUUUCUCUUCUCAUCAUUUCUACAAGCCAUGAAGUUGGCAGUGAUGACACCAUAUUACAUAAUUUAUGAGUAAUAAAGUCAUUUGUACCUAAAUUUAAACACAUGAGGACACCGAAACACCUUUAACGUAAACCUUGAUAAAUGCUGAACAUUCAAGAUCUGGUUACAAUUGCAAAUCAGUGAAACAUUUAUAUAAUAUAAAAUUAAAAAAAAAUGAAUUACAUUGUAUUCCAGUUGUACUAUUUAUUUUAAAAUGCUGCCAUUACAACACCGGCACAACAAAAGAAGAGCAGUCGUCUUUUCCGCACAGUUUAGCAUCGGUCACGCCUCUUCAUGAUGUCAUGAGUGUGAGACGUGACGUCAUUAACGUGAGUCAAAGAGCCGCUCUUCCUCUGUGGUGUCAGUGCUGUUAAAAUAGAAACCUCUCUAAUCCCUGACGUAACCCGGGCUCAGUGCGUCUGUCGCAGU
This is a messenger RNA of Thunnus maccoyii (southern bluefin tuna), 2805 nucleotides long. RefSeq names its product C-type lectin domain containing 11A (gene clec11a). The record is from RefSeq and is a predicted model, not a curated record. The transcript has 5 exons. Lineage: Eukaryota; Metazoa; Chordata; Actinopteri; Scombriformes; Scombridae. Bases 204 to 1016 code for a protein of 270 amino acids.